AGCAGUCGCUGGUUGAACUUUGACGGAUAACGGCAAAAUUACGGUACACCACACUGAUCUGCAACCAGCCGCAGUGAUGGGUUUGAUUAAGUUUACGUGUGCGAUCAUUACAAGAGCGCUUUUUAUCCUGGUCUCCCUGAUCGGGGUCUGGAGGGUGACAACGGUGAAGAGUGAUCACUACUGGUUCCUAACUGUCCUCUUUCUGCCGCUUGUCAUUGAAAUGAUUAUAACUCUGAAGAGGCGAAAGGGAAAAGAUUACAAAUGGUUUUCUCCUCCUAUCUUUCUGUUUCUCAUCAGUAUCAUUCCCUCCAUCUGGCUCCUGGAGCUCCACCACCGGCAGAACAAAGUCAGCGAACCUGUUGAGUGCAAAAAAAUCGACUACUCUUACAUUCGUAGUGUGGCAAGUCAGAACGAGACCUUGAGAAACCUCACGUACCUGGAGAAUUUUAAGCAGGGGUUAUCAGCUGUCUGUGCCAAUGAUUGGAUCCUGGCUCUUCAUCAGAUCCUGCUCAUCCUCCUCAUCGUGGGGAAGUGGCUGCUCCCUCUGGGAGGCGGAGUCACCCGUGACGAGCUCUCACAGCUUCUCCUAAUUUUUGUUGGCACAGCGGCAGAUAUCCUCGAAUUUACGAGUGAGACGCUGUCAGAUGUCAAAGACAAUAGUCCUCAGCUGGUUUACAUCGUCUUAGCUGUGUGGACUUGGAGUAUGUUGCAGUUCCCCCUACAUCUGGCCGUGGUCACCAACAAGCCAAGCGGUGAAGGUGAGCAGGGCACCCAGGAGGCUUCCCUCUUGACUAAACACAGUACAGACAUAUGGAGCAUCGUGGAGGCAUUAUUCAUCCAGGAUGGGCCUUUUCUAGUGGUCAGGCUCACCGUCAUGACCUACUUCAGCAUCUUCCACCAGAUGCUGGGUUUCUUCGCCAUCAAAAACUUCCUGGUGGUCAUACUGAACCUGUACAGGUUGGUUGUUAUAUGCCAGGACUUCAGAUCUUCCAGCAGUAGAACCAACAGGGACAUUGCUCUCCCAUGAGUUGAGUGAGCCAGCCCAGGGGGAAGACGGGACGGAGAGAUGUUACACCCAAUAAGGAAAAUAAGGAAAUGCUUGCUUUCUGUUUUCUGCUGACAAUGUGCUUAGCUUAAAUCAAUAAGUUGUGAAUGAUUAAUGCUGUUGGGAGCAGAAAACUGUGAGCACCCAUUUCCUUACAUUUGCAAGGGGAUGAAGUUGUCAAGUUAACAUUCCACAUUUGACUGCCUAGCAUCAGACUUGUUUAAAAGCUAGUACUUGUACCCUAUUUUUUCACUACUUGAGUGUGUGCAUGAACAAGCUGGGCUAAAACCUGGUUUUAGUCAUAUAUGAAGAGACCUAGGGAAUCUAGAGGCUUCACAGAAUAACUGAUGAGACAUUAAAAUAAAGGAAGCAUCAUAUCGAGGACACGGGGAAAAAUGAAAACAAAGCAAACAGGAAAAAGGUGUGAGGUGAAAAAUAUCCUUAAAUCACAUUAACAGAUAAUACACAUUCCUACGCCUAUUAGCACAAUACAUUGUAUGGAAGUAGUCCCAAAGGAGCACAAUCUGCUUAUCAAUGCAGCACCAACAGUAACUGAAGUCUGGCUACUGUUUGAAAAAAGGACUGGACAGAUUCCUAAUGGUGUGAUGUCUGCCACUGUGUUGAGCAGAAGUGAGGGCGGGGAGAUCAGAAAGAGAGGAAGACAGAGAGAUGCACUAGAUGACACAAAGGCACAUGAGUGUUGACAGAUGCUGAGAUUGGAGAACAGUUUUUCUGGUCUUAAUCUAGGCAGGAAGUUAAAACUGUGACUGUGAAAACAUCCUGCCCUAUGGUAGUUGGCUGUUUGAAGAAAAAAAAAAAAAAAAAAAAAACUCCAUAUCAGCACUGGAUAAGGAUUUUGUUUCAGUGAAGUUGACCAUGAACUCUUACUAUUUUUUUCAUAUUUAAAUGGGCAAUAACUCAGGAAGUCAAGUGGGAAAAUACCAUCUUUCCAAAUUUAGACUGAUGUUAUUUUGAACCUCUUGGAUAAUUGCCCUUUAAAAAAUAAGAAACGUGCUAUUCAUAGAUAAAAAAUCAUUGUAUCUUUAUUGUUAUUGUUUUUUUUAACGCAAUCCUUUGUACUGUUACUCUUGGCCAACGUGGGCUGCCAUUUGUAAGUUUAUGACAUCCUUUUGUGCAAUAUCUUUGAAAAUAAAGGGACAAAAAUGUACUCAGGUAAGCAACUAUGUUUAAGUUUAAAACCAUGAAUUAUUGUAGGCUUUAUAAUGCCAAAAGAUCGGUAUUAUGUAUCCCUGGUUCAUGUGAAGAUGUUUAGAAGACAUUCUCUACACAAACUGUGCAUUUUAGUUUGUUUUUGUCAUGUUAUCUUUUUAAAAAAAAUUUUAUUCUAAAUAUCCCCAAAAUUGCAUUAUGUCCAGGGCUGUCAAAGUCCUUUUUCUAAAAUGUCAUAAAAUCAUUGUUAUAUAUCACAGUCUAAUUAA
Messenger RNA from Seriola dumerili (greater amberjack), 2484 nucleotides. RefSeq names its product transmembrane protein 26-like. The coding region runs from base 77 to 1027 and encodes 316 amino acids. NCBI's taxonomy places the organism in Eukaryota, Metazoa, Chordata, Actinopteri, Carangiformes, Carangidae. The transcript has 6 exons. The record is from RefSeq and is a predicted model, not a curated record.